AUAACUAAAACCCAUAAGAAUUCAUUACUUUGCGAAUCCUUUAUACUUUUUCCCUAAAAACCCAUCACCAAAAAUAAAAAAAUAAAAAAAUAAAAACAAUAAAAAAAAGAAAGAAAAGAAAAUGAAAAAUCUUUUUCUACUCUUAAUAUUCAUUCUUCCUGUUCAUGCAACAAUUCCAAGCAUAAUAGGCAGUAACCUAAUAGAACAAACAUGCAAACAAACACCUUACUAUAAACUCUGCGUAUGGUCUCUCGUAUCAAAUCCUCAUAGCUUUAGUACUGAUCUAAUUGGAUUAGCUAAAAUAAUGAUUUACACAAUUGAUGCUAAGGCCACAAAUGCUCUUGAACGUAUUAACAACCUUCUUGAUCAAAGUAGCAGCUUAAUUAGCCUAGAAGAGCGACAAGAAUUGAGAGUUUGUGCUGAUCGUUAUAGUGUUAUUAUUAGAGGAGAUGUUCCUCAGUCUAUCGAAGCUUUAAGGACAGGUAACUAUAAUUUUGCUUAUGAAGGAGCUUCUGAUGCUGCAGCUGAGGCUAUGUCUUGUGAAGAAGGAUUUUCCCGCGUCGGAAAGUCGCCCAUUUCGGAGAUCAACAUAGCGGUGCAUGAUGUUUCAGUUGUGGCUGCUUCCAUUAAUAAGAUUAUUAUAAGCAGUUGAGUUUUUUCCCGUUCUUUUUUUUUUUUUUUUUUUUUUUUUUUUGUUU
Molecule: messenger RNA, 698 nt
Organism: Jatropha curcas
Lineage: Eukaryota; Viridiplantae; Streptophyta; Magnoliopsida; Malpighiales; Euphorbiaceae
Product: cell wall / vacuolar inhibitor of fructosidase 1
Biological process (GO): negative regulation of catalytic activity
Molecular function (GO): enzyme inhibitor activity
Source: RefSeq, a predicted model, not a curated record